UUGACGUCGGCCACCAGGCAAAAGAAUAACCCAAAAAGAAGAGAGAGAGAGAGAGAGAGAGAGAGAAACAAAGGAAAGGAAAAGAGUGAGAAAAAGCUAACGGAUUGCUCUGCAACUGUUGAAAAGCAAAAUGGGAAAAGGCAAAGAAAAAUGACUGACUUACUUACAGAUUACAGUCAUAGAAACAGACGCACCUCCCCCUCUCUCUCUCUCACCGCAACCUACAGAGGAAGAUACCCACUUUCCCAUCUCCACUUCUUUCCCUUUCUUUCCCUCUCCUGCUUGCUUUGGGUAGGAUUCUCUUCUCCAAUUUCUUCUUUCCCUUUUUUCCCCAGCGAAACAAAGCUACCCACUUUUCCUUAUCUCCUCUUCUGGGCAAACCUCUUUUCUUUUCUUCGCUUCUUCUACUUGCUCUCCCAUUUGCUUGCUUGUGGGAUUUGUGUUCUCCUUGCGUCUGUCCCUCUCUCUGUGUCUGUUUCAACUUUCCAAGAGGCUAUUAUCCAUCCAAUCCAGGUUCCGUGAAUCUUAGUCCUCAAGCUUCUCAGCCCACCACUUUUCCCAACCAAAAAAAAGACUGCCCAAUCCCAUUCUCCUUCUAUUCGCAAUUGACUGCUUCUGAUUCGCUACCUUCUGCAUUUCCCUCUCAAGAUUGGAGGCUGUGGUUAUGGUUGACGGUGGUGGAGGAAGAGAUAAUUGAGGCUUUUUAAGGAUCAAUGGGAGCGCAUAGAUCUGGUGGACGGUGCUUCAGUAGCUGGGAGAUCUAUGCUCUGCCCCUUUUGGGCUUUGCUUUGAUCUGGGCUGCUCAAGUUUCAGUUGGAAGUACUGAUGCUAAUGAUGUUGCUGCAAUUAAUAGCUUAUACGCUUCACUGGGGAAUCCUAUUUUACCUGGCUGGGUUGCCAGCGCCGGCGACCCUUGUGGUGAAGCGUGGCAAGGUGUUCAGUGUAAUGACUCAACGAUAAUAUCCAUAACUCUCAAUGCAGCUAAUUUGGGUGGAGGACUGGGUAAUGGUUUGGGAAUGUUCACUUCUAUCCGAUCCAUAGAUCUAAGCAAUAACCGCAUUGGCGGGAGCAUUCCAGCCACAUUGCCGCCUACUUUGCGAACACUUUUCCUAUCGGCUAAUAAUUUGACGGGGAGCAUUCCAGAUUCUCUGCCCUCUCUACCUCUCUUGACAGAUAUGUCUCUGAACGACAAUUUCUUAAGUGGAGAGAUACCCGAUUCCUUUCAACCCCAAGCAGGAUUGAUUAAUCUAGACAUAUCCAACAACAAUUUGAGUGGGAAUCUGCCUCCUUCCUUUUCUAACUUGCUUCAGCUUACUACAUUGCAUUUGCAGGAUAAUCAGUUAUCUGGUACCGUUGAUGUUCUCCAGGACCUCCCACUUCAAGAUCUGAACAUUGAGAAUAACCUGUUCUCAGGACCCAUACCUGACAAGAUGCUUAAUAUUCCUACAUUCAAUAAAGAUGGAAACCCAUUCAACGCUACAACUGGUGCCCCAUUGCCAGCACCCUUCUACCCGGAAACACCACCACCAACAAGACCAUUUCCUUCUGGGUCUCCACCGUCGUCAAUACCACCACCUCCGGGAAAAACUCGUGGAGAAAAGGCAGAGGGGCCAUCUUCACAAGAGAAAUCAAGUGGAAAGAAAUCUAGCAAAAAAAUGGUAGUUGGGUUCUCAAUUGCUGGGGGAUUGGCAUUUCUAAUUGUGAUGAUGGUAUGCCUUAUUUGCAUGCCGAAGCAUCGUAGAAGAACAGAAGACGGUACUGGAAAUUUCAAACGGCAUCAAGUUGGUGCAGACAAAGGCAACAGAGAACAUCCCAGAGACAGUAAUAGUUCUUUGUUCCUGCCAACUAGUCAACCACAAAUAGAAAAAGAUCCAAAGGAGACAAUGGCACAGGCAAAGAAAGACCAUCUGGUGCCACAAAAAUCACCUGAAAGAAGCCUUCCCACAGUGGCAGCAGCAGCAGCACCCAAACGGAAUGAUCAUAAAAUUGAUUUGAGCAGGCUAGACUCGAUGGAUAUGAUGUAUAUGCCGCCGCCUCCACCACCACCACCUCCUCCUCCUCCACCACCACCUGCUCCUGUUGAGAAGGUCAUUGUGAACCCACUUGUGCCUGCUGAACCAAGUGCUGCUGCAAAACCUUCCACCAAAACUAGGGAUGUCACCACUUCUGCAAGGAGUUUCACCAUUGCUUCUCUCCAGCAAUAUACAAACAGCUUUUCGCAAGAAAAUCUCAUUGGUGGCGGAAUGCUGGGAACUGUUUAUAGGGCAGAGCGUCCUAAUGGAAAGCUUCUGGCAGUCAAGAAACUGGACAAGAGAGCUUCGAGUCAGCGUGAUGAUGAGUUUCUUGAACUGGUCAACAAUAUUGAUCGAAUCCGACAUGCUCACAUUGUUGAGCUUAUGGGCUACUGUGCAGAGCAUGACCAGAGGCUUCUGAUAUAUGAGUACUGUAGUAAUGGCAGCCUGCAGGAUUUACUGCACUCGGACGAUGAGUUAAAGGAUAAUCUCUCCUGGAACACCCGCAUUAGGAUGGCACUAGGAGCUGCUAGAGCACUCGAAUACUUGCAUGAGGUCUGCCAGCCACCUGUUGUUCACAGAAAUUUCAAGUCGGCCAAUAUUCUCCUAGAUGAUGAUCUUGAUGUCCGUGUAUCGGAUUGUGGUUUAGCUUCAUUAAUAUCAUCUGGUUCUGUAAGACAGUUGUCAGGGCAGCUGCUAACAGCAUAUGGCUAUGGGGCACCAGAAUUUGAGUCUGGAAUUUACACUAUCCAGAGUGAUGUCUACAGCUUUGGUGUUGUAAUGUUGGAGCUUUUGACAGGCCGAAAAUCCUAUGACCGGUCACGGAACCGUGGUGAGCAGUUUCUAGUGAGGUGGGCAAUCCCUCAGCUCCAUGACAUCGAUGCAUUAUCCAGGAUGGUUGACCCUUCUCUUAACGGGCAAUACCCUGCUAAGUCACUCUCAAACUUUGCUGAUAUAAUUUCUCGAUGUGUUCAGUCUGAGCCUGAAUUCAGGCCACAGAUGUCUGAGGUUGUUCAGGAUCUAAACAACAUGAUCAGAAGAGAGCACCCCAGCCGCGAAUCCAUAGGAGACUGAAUCCGGAUGACCCCAGCCAGAUUAACAUCAGGACUUGUAAUGCAAAUUCUUGAACCCCCUCCAAUGAGCAAAAUGAUGCGGAGAUAUGAACCAUCAAGUUUUGAAGUUUCUUGACUCUCUCCUUUCCCCGAGUACAUAUCUUAGUCUGUGGAAACAAAUGCACUGCCGAAAUUCCACAACUAACAGGCCUCUUGUGCUUGAAGGGCUUUGCUCAGAUUGCUGAAAUUCUUGCCCUUUGGAAGAAGAACAAACCAGACAGAAUCUUUCUUCCAAAGGCAAUAACAGAAAGCUAGGUGUCUGGUGAUCUGGAUGGACAAAACAAAAAAAGACUUGCCCCCUCCCACAACCAAAUUCAUGGUUGUCAAUUAUUUUUUUGUACGUGUUGUGGUUGCGCUGGAAAAAAAGUAUUUGUUAUGCUAGAAUGAAUGUAUGUGAUCUGCAGAAAUGUCCUAACCCCCCAUCAUUAUUAUUCUUUCUUUUCUGCUUCCUUUGGUUGUUGUAUUGUCAAAUUUGUUGCCAGUUCUUGAUAAUGAAAUGUUGGCUGAAUUGGUCGAAAGCUGUUACAUAGCAUGAUUAUUGGAUUCUCCAAGUUCAUUUUUAUGUUGUAUUCUGUCUUCAUCUAGGCCCUAAUUAAUAUUUAAGUUUAACAAGAGAUGUUGUAAUUGAGCUUU
Linum tenue is the source of this 3757-nucleotide messenger RNA. The record is from the annotation of a GenBank genome assembly. Lineage: Eukaryota; Viridiplantae; Streptophyta; Magnoliopsida; Malpighiales; Linaceae.